AUAUCGACUGACGUAAAAUGGAUGUUUGAAAUCUUAUCUAUGUAUAUGUGGUGCAUAUAUACGCACAAGUACAUACAAACAAUGUAUAAAAACACAUACAACUUCAGUAGGUCGCAAAGUAUAUUUUCCUUUCAUUUUCUGCAACAACCAGUUACGUUUACGACGUCGUCGUUGGAAGUACUGAAGGUUAGGUUGAGAUUACUACGUUAUAUUUGAACUUUCUUCAAUUCUCCCUACCACAAAUGUUAUUGGUUGAACGUUGAACGCGACAGUGCGUAAAGUCCAAGGAGUUGCUUGUGACAUUCUUAUACGAUUUGAAAGGGAUACGCUUAAUUGUACGAGACGUAAUUUAUUGUUCAUAUACAAACUUUAUAUAAUGGGUCCUUUAACUACAAGAGUUAAAUAUACUUUUCAUUCUCUUUGUACAAUUGCUAUAAGAGCAUUAUCUACCAAUGCAAUGUUAAAUCCAAAAAAUGAUGUAAAAGAAAUAGUACUUAAAUAUUUGGAUGGAAAAGAUAAUGGUAUUGUAGUAUUAGGAUUAAAUCGACCUACUGCUUCUAAUGCUCUUGGCAAAACUUUAACUAGUCAACUAAAUGAUGCUAUUUCUUCCAUCAGAGAAGAUACAAAAUUACGAGUAUUAAUUAUUCGCAGUUUGGUUCCAAAAAUUUUUUGUGCUGGUGCAGAUUUAAGAGAAAGAAAAAGGAUGGAUAAUUCAGAAAUUUUAAAAUUUGUUUCAUUUUUAAGAAGCAUAACAAAUAGUAUAGAGACAUUACCAACUCCAGUAAUAUCUGCUAUAGAUGGUACUGCAUUAGGUGGUGGCUUAGAACUUGCUCUAGCCACAGAUAUUAGAAUUGCAGCAUCAGAUUCCAAAAUGGGACUUGUAGAAACAAAAUGGGCUAUUAUUCCUGGAGCAGGUGGCACGCAACGACUUCCAAGAAUAAUUGGAAUUGCUAAAGCAAAGGAACUCAUUUAUACUGCACGUAUAGUUGAUGGUGAACAAGCUAUGGAAAUUGGUUUAAUAAAUCAAGUAGUUCCUCAAAAUAAAAGUGGUGAUGCUGCUUAUCAAACUGCUUUAACAAUUGCCAGAGAAAUUUUACCUAAUGGUCCUAUUGGAGUUAAAAUGGCAAAAAUAGCAAUGUCAAAAGGUCUUCAAGUAUCUAUUACAGAUGGACUUGAAGUUGAAAAACAAUGUUAUAGUAAAGUUGUGGAUACAAAAGACAGAAUUGAAGGACUAGCAGCAUUCAUAACCAAACGUAUACCUGUUUAUCAAGGAAUGUAAAUGUAUCAAAAUGAAAUAUCGAAAUUUGAGUGUUUUACGAAUUUGUUACGCUUAAUUAUUAACAUAUCAAAAAUAUGCAUUUUAAUAGAAACUAAAUGUAGGAAAUACACUAUUUCUUUAUUACAUUUUUAUAAUAUGACUAAUUUUGAUAUACAUAUUUACAAAAGUUCAAGCAUCUUUGUAUUUAAAUAGAAAUCUACAAAAAUAGCAAAUUAAUACUUAAUAUAAUAUAAAAGUAAUAUUACAUAAGAUAGUUUUAAGUAUUUUUAUAUGUGAUUUAAAAUUCCAAAAUUUAUAUAGUUUAUAUUAAUUUUAUUAUGUUAAUAUAUAUAUGUAUAUAUACAUCUAUAUACAAAAUUUAUUUUUAAAAAAUAAAAUUAUAUUUAUAAAA
Messenger RNA from Apis cerana (Asiatic honeybee), 1670 nucleotides. Its product is annotated as methylglutaconyl-CoA hydratase, mitochondrial. The record is from RefSeq and is a predicted model, not a curated record. Gene Ontology annotation, molecular function: catalytic activity. Gene Ontology annotation, cellular component: mitochondrion. Lineage: Eukaryota; Metazoa; Arthropoda; Insecta; Hymenoptera; Apidae. Gene Ontology annotation, biological process: fatty acid beta-oxidation.